AUGGCUGUUCGCGAUAGCUCUCUUCCGUUUUGUCGUUCGAAAUCUUCCAUCUGGUGGAGGGAUUUGAGAAACUUGCUGAAUGUUUGGUCAUUUGUUUCAUGCUGGUUUAGUAGCUGCGUAUCUUGUAAAGUGGGCAUCGGUGACGAGAUUGACUUCUGGAGAGAUUGUUGGUUAGCAGCGGAUCCUCUAUUCGUGCAAUUUCCUUCUUUGUUUCAGGUUUUGCUAGCUCCGAGAAUUACUAUAGCAGAGGCGGGCUACUGGGAGCGGUCCUCUUGGUUUUGGAAUUUCUGUCUUUUCCCUCCAGAGCUUUUGGGUGCAGCAGCGGCUGCUGACUUUGCUUCUUUGUCAGCUCUGCUUCAACAUAUUUCUCCUGUAACAUCAGUUGCGGACCGGUUUGUAUGGAAAUGGGACUCCGGUGGCUUUUCCGUCAAGUCCGCUUAUGCUAAUUUAAUGUUGUUUGCAAGGAGUCAGAUGCUGUUGGGUUUGAAUGAUAAAAAAUCAUUGAAUUGUAUUUGGAAAACUUGUGUUCCAUUUAAUGUAUCACUGUUUUCUAGGAGAUUGAUUUUGGCGUGCCUUCAAACUAAAGACGAGCUUGUUAAAAGAGGCGUUUUAACCGGGAAUCAUUGCCUUGCAUGUCCGCUUUGUCUGCAUCAUCAAGAAUCUCACCUUCAUCUUUUUGUUAACUGUUCGGUGGCUGAGGAGGUAUGGACUCUAAUCUUUGGCUGGAUGGGUUUCGUUUAUUCUAAGUCAAAUGUUGGUAUUUCGGAACAUUUGAUGCUGUUUGUAUCGGCGCUGCGAGGGAAGGUUAGGAAAGGGUUUCGGGGCCUUAUUUGGUUAGCUACUGUUAGGGCCAUUUGGCUAUCUCGAAAUGCGAUUCUAUUUAAGGGUGGUUCAAAAGGGAGUCAGGAUAUUGUAAUUCUAGCCAAAUCUGUUAUCACUGCUUAA
Molecule: messenger RNA, 945 nt
Organism: Vicia villosa (hairy vetch)
Lineage: Eukaryota; Viridiplantae; Streptophyta; Magnoliopsida; Fabales; Fabaceae
Exons: 1
Coding region: 1-945 (314 amino acids)
Source: RefSeq, a predicted model, not a curated record